AUGACCUCGUUCUUCCAGCCUGGGUCCAACGACCCGGCCAUUAAGGAAUGCGGCAACUCGACCUUUGCCGUGUACUGCAACUCGGCCAUUCCCACGCACACCCUCCUCCGGGAAUGGUAUCAACAAGCGACUCUUGCCGUUGGGGGGUUCUCUCUUAUUUUUCCCAUUUUGCUUUUCAUCGUCUUGCUUGCGCGGCAAUCAUGGUUCUCCAACACGUUCAAGCGCCUCGUAGAGCGCCUGCGGAGGAAAAAAUCGGGAUACCAGAGUAUCCCGCCAGCGCCCAACCUGGUCAUGUUUGAGUCGACCAGGUCGUUCAAGGUCUACUCCAUGAUGGAGACGCGCGAGAGCGUCGACGUCGGCCCGUCGACCGACAGAAACUACGACCUGGCCAUCUUCCCGCUCACCAUCGGGGACCUGGGCGGCGACGAGGGAUGGGACGGGUCGAGCAUGACGGGCACGGCGUGUCACGAAGUCACCAACCUGGCCUACGUCAACCUCCAAGACAUGGACCCGGCCUCGCUGCAGCCGCUGGAAAUCACCUCGACCACGGAAUACCUGGUCCGCAGCUGCGUCCGCAACCACCUGGCCGGCCUGGCUCUCCGGCCCUCGUCGACGAUACCGACCAGCCAGGUCGAGCAGCUGAUCCAGCGGCUGCACCACUGCGACGUCUCCGUCCUGGUGCUCUGCCACCACGACUCGCCCGACAUGGACUCGCUCAGCCUGCAGUACGCGUCGGGCGUCAUUCUCGAAAACGCGUGCAUCCUGCCCAACGGACAGCGCAGGGACUACUUCAAGGCCAAGCGCCUCCGCGAGGUCAUGGUGCGGUGCGCCACGGAGCGCAGCCAGAAGCCCGGCUUCUUCAUCGGCUUCUCGGAGCUGUGGGAGACGCGGCCGCACCCUUCCGUCGUCCGCCGCGCCGUCAAGCUCGCCGAGCACUUUGGCGCCGUCGUCGAGCACGGCUUUGCCGACCCGAGCAUGAAGCUCGAGCGGCCGCCCCGGGAUGCCACCUACACCCUCAGCGCCUUUGAGUAUCUGCGGCGUGGCGUCGUGACAGAGAUCCAAAAGAGCUGGAGCUCUGAACUGAGGACGGUUCAUGUGUCCGCCGCAGCACCGGAACAGCUCGACCAAGAGGGCGGCAGCGGCAAGGGGACCGUCGCCGAGGGCCUCCGUUGCUUGUCCCUGAGCAAGGUGGACGCCGCGCUGCCCUUUGCCUCGCUGCUGCUGCAACACGAGCCUCUGCCGUCGUGGCUCACCGUCCUGCAGGAACAGGAGGUGGUCAUGGUACAGCCGCCCAACUAUCUCCAGCAGGCGCCCAAGCGGACAGACUUUUGGAAGUAUUCCGCCGACGGGACGGAGCUGUCGGCCGCCGGGUGCUUCUCCAUCCUCGCGGAGCCGUCGGCGCAGGACUACUCUGCCGUCCUGCAGACGCAGUGCCACCUCCGCGAGCUCAAGCUGCUGAGCGCCGUCAAGGGCGCCGAGAUUCACCGCUGGGUAAAGUCCCUCCAGGAACUGACGGAGCCCAAGGAGUGCCGCGGGCUGAUCAACGACCUCGUCACGGGCCUCAAGUCGCAGAGCGUCCUCGUCUUCAGGGGCCUCGACACGGGCUUCAAGAUCCCCGACGGCAACUCGUACUUUUUCGGCGUCUCCCGAACCCGCGACGAGAGGCAGUACCUCGCCCUGGACAUUUACAUCUCGCAGUCGGCGCCGAGCGACGCCAGCGCCGUGCUGCACACCUGGCUCGCCCACCACGGCGUGUCUCGCGCAACGUGCUUCGAGCUCGAGGCGCGCCUGGAAGGCCUCGCCGGGCCUCUCCCCCCCGGCGGCAAGCUCCCGCUCAGCAUCCGGAGCGCUGUCGAGUCCGGCACGCACGCCGAGAUACUCCAGCUGCUGCAGCAGAUGCGCGUCGCGCACCUGCAGGACGCCUGGCGGUCGCCCAUAGAAGCCCUCUGCGAGGCGCGCCUCACGACGCAGACGUCCAAGACGUCGUGGCUGCGCGCGCACGCCCGCCGCAUCCUCGACGGCUCCAUCACCAUCCAGGACAUGCUGCUGAGCCGGCUGGAGAGCUACGUCGUCGCGGGGGCGACGGAGCUGCCCUCGCUCGAGAACCUGGUGGCGCUCUACGAGGCCAUGAGCGCGAGUAUCCGCGAUGCCCUGUUUUACGGCGACAAGGAGAAGCUGAAUGCGCUGACGCACGCGCUGAUUGACGUCUUUGAGUUUGGCACCAUGGGCGAGCUCACCGAGAAGAUUGACGUCAACGCCGACAUGUUUGCCCUCAUGUUCUUCACCGCCAUGCGGAGGGAGGCGUUUGAAGAAGUCUACAUUGAGUCGACGGACCGCUGCCCUAUCUUCCUCUGCGCCGACCAGGCCGCCGUCUUUUCCGAGCUGUGGGUUCUGGGGUCGCAGUGCGAAAUCUUCCUGGGCCUGUUGCCUCGCGAUCUCGGCGACAUCAUAUACGACCGGUACCGGGGCUUCCUCGAGACGUGUCCCCCGGUGGCCGCCGACAGAACCGGAAACGAAAUCAUGACCAUGUACUCCGCGCUCGAGGCCAGCUCGCCCCCCGGCGACGCCAAGUCCAACGGGGACAAGGCCCAGGCCGCCGGGCUGAGGCUGUCGACGCACGAAAAGUUCCAGCUGUGGAAGAGGCAGCUCGCCGAGGUGGGCGCCAUCACAAUCUUCAGCUUGCCCGCCAUCAUCGACGUCCUGCUGCUGACCUUUCUCGGCCGCGGCCUGUUCAUGACGGCGUUUAUGGACCCGGCGCACAUUGAGGCGGCCGCGUACGCCUUGCUCAUCUCGCUGCUGGUGACGGCCGGUGUGACGGGCUGGGUGGGCAGCACCGGCUCCUACUACCUGAACCACUACGCGUACGACAACAUGACGCAUUUCCACGUGCAGCGCCUGUCGGGCGGCUUCAUGCUGACCCUGCUGAUUGCCGUCGGCGGCUUUGUCGGCUUCACUGUUGCCCGCUCCGUGACCAGCGGCCUCGUCUUUGUGGCGUUUGUCGUCGCCGUCACCACCUACCUCAAUCUGCUGGGCAUCAUGGCCACGAUGCACCAGCACGGCAGUCCCAUGACCUCGGGGCGCACCGUCCUGUGGCGGACGAUUCCCGUGCUUCUCAUAUCCCCCGUCGUGACGACCUUUGUCAACGGUCACGACCUUGCCAUUUACCUUCCCAUUACUUACAUGACCAUUCUGCUCCUCUUGUACCAGUAUCGCCAGCUAUGCCACGAGUGGAACGGGUGGAUGAAGAAUAUCCCUCUUGUUGCGGAAAAGGACAUUCUGACGUGGUACGAGUCGAAACUCGGCUCCAAAAAAGGCAGCGGCGCCGAGGAGCAGUCGGAUGGCCGUAGCAAGAUGGCCCAAGAGGCCCUCCGCGACGCGGUUACUUGCUACUUUCGACGUGGCCGGGACGACAAGGCCGCCGAGCUGAAAAACGACGCCUUUGUGAAGCGCGUCGCCGCCGGUAUGCCCUAUAUAGACUGGCUCUUCAAGAAGACCAACCCCGACGGCAACUUGCCCGAGACAUUUAGCAGCGCCUGGUACACGCAGCUCGGCGAGUCCAAGAAGCAGCAGGAGCAGCUGGCCCGGGGGCUCAAGGAGCACAAUGUCGUCAUGCUCUUCCGCGAUGCCAAGUUUGACCUGGGGCAGAACCUGGGCCUGUUUCUCGUCGCGCUGAUGGACCGGUGGGUGGGCAUCAUUAUGAGCAACGGCGGGCACCCCGGACGGAGCAUCUAUACAGAUUCGCGCGCUCGGUACGCCAUUUGCUUCUGCGUCCUGUACUUUUUGAUUGGCGUCGUCGUCUUGGACCUGACGCUGCAAAAGUACUGGACUCUUCGUUUCACCCUGUCCAAGGACAAGCUCGUCGACUACCGGCACGCGCAGGAUGUUGCCGACCAGUGGGAGAGGGUGCGUCACCAGAAACUCGGCAUCGCGCUGGUGGAACUCCUCGCUAGACUCCUCAUCCUGUUUGGCAUUACGACUCUUCUCAUGUGGAUUCUCGUCGACAAUCCCGAGUCGAUGCUGCUCUACUACCUCUACAUUGUGGGCUACACGGGCGUGAUACUGUUCCAGUUCAACCGGUGCUUCACCACCAACGUCCACGGCCACGUCUUCAUCAUUCUUGGCUCCGCCAUCGUUGGCUUGAUCGCAGGCUGUGUCUUGCAUGCCGCUCCCAAGACGUCCGGGUGGCUAUACUCUGAUGUCGUGGCGCAGAAUAUCGCCGCGUUGCUGGCGGCCUUUGGAACCCUCCUCUGGACUUGGAAAGACUGGUUCGCCCCUUCGCAGGCCACACCCGCGCUCCAAUUCUCCAAGAGCAAGGACGUGUUUUACGCCCAGCGCAAGCUUGAAGCGGACCCGGGUCUUGAAACCGGCAUAUCGAUUCGGCGCUUUGUCAAGACGCCCCGGCCGUCUUUUAAGCACGGCGACGGUUCGUUUCUCAGCGAGAAGAUUGACGACAUUCUCGUCCGAAGCUUGAUGACGCCCAACGCCACGUCCAAGGCCUGUUCGUGGGCGAGCGAGUUUAUCCAGACAGCCUUCCAGGCCUGGGAGGACGGCCUGGUCGAAAUCACCGUGGUGGACCGGGAGAGCUUCAUCGACGCGGGACUGCAGCAUCUCUUUUCGUUUAGCCAAAGGGAUGGCGACGUGCUCAAAAUCACCGCAGGCUUCUUUGGCGACUACGAGCUGCGACUGCCCGCAUGGCAAACGCAGCUGGCGCAAAUGAUUGCCGAGUCUCUCAUGUACCACACGGCCCGCGUCGAGGGCGAGCUGACGCACUCUCAGGCCGUCCACGCGGAGCACUUUCUCCACGGAACCACGCCCAUGUCGAAGCGCAUCCAAUUCGAGCUGGCACUGGCGGAUGUAAAGAAUCUCCGGCAGACCAUGGACAAGACAAACUCGGAGCUCUUGCGCCGCCUGUCCCUCGACCUCAAUGUCGACCUUAGUUGGAACACUCUGCCCCCCAGCGUGAGGGAGGCCAUCGUCUGUCGCAUUACCGGGCGGCAAGUCAAAUCGUCUUAUGAGUACGAGGACUGGCAGUUCAGCCAGGACGUCGACGUGGAAACCAUCGACUUCCAUCUGCAGCUCGGCCUGGAAAUCUUUCGCGCCUGCAAGCAGCGGUGCAACAUGGCGGCGGAUCUGAGCCCGCCGAUGGACUUUAAAGACUCUUUACCGCCGGCGGAGCUGAGACCGGUCAAAAUCCCCAGCGGCAUGGCGAAUGGCUUCGUGCGCGGCUUCUUUCGACGCGUUACCGCCCUUCCCGUCACAUUUGCCCGAUGGGUGGCGCUGAUAAGCGGCGGCGGAUCAAACAUUGAACGUGAGCUGUAUUACAGUCUUGGGUGGCUCUACUUUAGGCGGCCGAUAAUUUGGAUCAUUCUCCGGCUUUGGAAGUUUUGCUGGGCCGCGAGGAACUUUUGGAUCUAUUAUUUCCUGGUCUAUCAUCGGCCCUCGGCCGCCAGAAUCGUCCGCCUCACUCAGAAAGGCGCACUGCGCAUUAUUAAAAAGAACUCGAUUGUGGUGGAACUGUCUCGAAAAACCGUCACCGGGUUUGCGCGAGACGGCCAAGAUGGCAACUUGGUCUUGGAAGUCUUUGAAGGGCGCCUGCGUGAGGCCCCCGAAGACAAGCCCCCCUUGUUCACGGCCACGUACGACGACAAGCUGCGCCUGGCGAGCAGAACCGACCGAGACGGGACUACUUCUACAUACAACUACGACUCGGCCAAGAGGCGCUCGUGGCCCAUCUCCCGAGCCGUCUUCAGUUCCAACAGCCGGGCGUUGGGUUUCUACGACAAGCAGGGCCGUUUGGAGAGCGGCACCAUGAUGCUCAACUCGGAGUCGCUGGUGUUUUCGUACCACUACAAGACGACGCCGGAGAACAGCAGCGACAUUCUUCGCGCCGACUUUCAGCCGCUGGAUCGGUCGUCCAACAACAAGCUGUCUGUGUUUUGGGGCAAGCCUUCGAUUCAGGGGGACGAGGAGGACUACAACUGGGCGCCGUCGGAGAAGAUUCACCGAAUCGUGCGAGUGAUUGGCGACAAGACGUACAUGACGGAGAUUGAGUACCACCACCGCCGGGACCCCAAGACACUGACGUAUCUGGUCGAGGACGGCGUGUACAAGACGAUUGUGGCCGUGGUGCCCAAGGCGUUUCCCGACGAGGACGUGCUCCUCUGCCGGCCGCGCAAUCUCCUGUUUGACGUGGACGACCUGCUCAUCCACCACGGCGUGGGCCAGAUCAACAUCAUGAGGCAGUUUGCGAGCACGAAGCUGUCCAUGAUGGCGCGCAUAGGCUCGCUGGCGUGGUGGACGAGGCGCGUGCAUCUGCCCGUGGCAACUUGGCGAUCGCGCACCGAGCUCUGGAGCGUCUGGCUCAAGGGAGACCUGGAUGCCGUGACGGCGUGCUGGAUGGACGAGAUGAUUCUGCGCGAGGAGCCCAUCCUGCGGACGUACUGGCGCGCCCGGGACGGCGGCAACCUCGACGCAGCCCGGGCCGCCCUCGACGACAUUGACCAGAUCGUGGCCGCCAUCGAGCUCGAGACGGACGUGUCCGAGGUCUGCCUGCUUCCCAUCCGGUCCGCCGACCUGUACACCAUGGGACUCGGCAAGGACGCCAACCAGGUCACCAACCGGCCGCAGGACUGCUACCGCGACACCAAGGACCGCGUGUCCGUCAUCGUCAACGACAUUGGCUGCUGGCCCGAGGCGCCCGGCGGCGUGUCCAACUGCCGACGCGACCUGGUCAACGGCCACGGCACCAUCCGGAACCACGUCAUGGCCGAGUGUGCCAACGAGUACGGCAUCCCGCGCUUCCAGAUCGAGAAGAAUGUCCAGUCGCUCAAGCUGCUGCCGCUCUGGGGGCUCGACGGCAAGACGGCCAACCACGGCCUCAUCGACAACAUCCUGCAGUCCGAGGUGGACGACAACAUCCGCGACACGGACGUCCAGCGAGACAUUACGCGCGUGUUUGUGCCGCUGCUCAAGGCCUUUGUCAAGGGCGCGCGCACCCGCGACUACACGCGCGCGACGCUGGCCACCUGCACCAACGUGAUGCUGUCCAUGUCGAAAUACUUUGAGAGCAAGGACUACAACACGACGUGGUCGUCCAAGCAGGUCGAGGAGGCCUGGGUCGAGGCGUGGCUCGUGUCGUACGACGACCCCAACAUCCAGGAUCCCGCCGAGUGCUUCGACAUUGCGCGCCCGACCUUGUUUGACUUUCGCGAGGCGCUGGGCAUCUACAUUGCCUACUUCUUCAUCUUCUCCGUGCGCAUCCCCGACGAGUGCCCGCGCGUCUUCCAGAGCACGCACCACGGCAUCAGCAGCCUGCUGGGCAUUAUUCUGAAAUACCGCCGCGGCGUCACCUUUGGCAUCUGGGACCACGCCAUCCUCUGGCGCGAGUCGUGCCUCAACAUCAGCCCGGCGCAGUGCGAGCUGCCGCUCUCGGUGCAGUCGAUGCUGCUCCACGGCAUCCGCCUGGCCAGCCGCCUGUCCUACUUUCACGCCGAUGUCAUCACGCCGUGUACCUCGCUGUUUAACCCCAUGUGGGAAACGGAAAUCGGCAGCGACAGGGGCAACAUUUGCAACCGCAACCUGUUCAGCCGCAAGAUCGACCCCAUUGUCAACGGCAUCAGCAACAUGGACUCGUUCGAGCCCAUCGACAAGGUGCGCACGAGCAAGCCCACGGCCGUGAUGCUGUCCAACGUCCAGUUCAUCAAGGGCAUCAAGACGGCCAUCCUGGCGGCCGACAUCAUCGUCAACCGCUACGGCUUCAAGGACUACCGGCUCAUGGUGUACGGCGCCAAGGACCGGCAGCCGUCGUACGCGCUCGAGAUGGCCAAGCUCAUCGUCAAGAACAACCUGUCGGAAAACGUCAUCCUCGCCGGCUUCGGCAAGCCCAAGGAGGUCCUCAAGGACGCGUGGAUCUUCAUGAACUCGUCCAUCUCCGAGGGCCUCCCGCUGGCCAUUGGCGAGGCGGCGCUCGCGGGCGUGCCCAUUGUCGCGACAGAGGUCGGCGCCACGGCCCUCGUCAUGACGGACCCCAACGACGCCGAGCAGCGGUACGGCGAGGUCGUCGCGCCCAACGACCCCGUCGCCCUAGCCCGCGCCCAGCUCAACAUCCUCUGCAUGGUCGGCCCCUGGACAAAGUUUGUCGAGGGCGACGACCAGACGCAGAGCCUGAGCCUGCCCGAGGAAAUCACCCCCGACGACGUCGAGCGCCUCUACGAGCGCAUGUACGCCAAGACGGAGGACCGGCGCAAGCUCGGCCUCCUCUCGCGCGAGGUGGUGCUGCAGAGCUUCCACGGCGAGCGGUACCUGCGGGAGCAUGAGCAAAUGUACUGGAUUCAGUGGCACACGGCGAGGAUGCGCGCCGACAUGGCCAAGAGUAAUAAGAGGAGGAAGUAUACGGAGUUUUCGUCGCCGCUGCCCAUGAGGUAUGUGGACGAGGGGGUGGUAGGGGUGGAAAACUCGGCCGUGCUCGAGGACGCCGAGUUGCUGGAGAAGAGUGUCAAGAGGGAAGACCACGGCGUGGCGACGGAGAAGAUGGCCCCGACGCCGAGUGAUCUUGAGAGCGGGAGGGUGUCGCAGUCGUCUACGCUGCAGGUUGUACAUACGGGCGAGUUGUAUUUUGCCGGACAGACGGCCGCGAGUGGAUUUACGAACUGGGCCCCGGGAUAA
Molecule: messenger RNA, 8664 nt
Organism: Metarhizium robertsii ARSEF 23
Lineage: Eukaryota; Fungi; Ascomycota; Sordariomycetes; Hypocreales; Clavicipitaceae
Product: glycosyltransferase family 4 protein
Exons: 4
Coding region: 1-8664 (2887 amino acids)
Molecular function (GO): glycosyltransferase activity
Source: RefSeq, a predicted model, not a curated record